AUGGAGGAGAGUCCUAUUCAAGAGCAAGAAGAUGCUCUCAUGGUUUCCCCAACUGGCGGAGGUGACCCAUUUCACAAAAAAGCCUUCUUUCUGAAACCCAUUGUCCCUAUUUCCGCCAUUGAUCAUGAACCUCCUUUGACGCUCACUCAGUGCCCUUUUCGAUUUGACCCAAAAAAGUGGCCUCUGGAGGUUGAAUUCCACGGUUGGCGACAAGGUCAAGAAGAUUCGAAUUGGAAUUCUUGGGUUGAUCGCUUGGCUCCUCUUCACCAAUCCACUUGGAAAAGAGCUGGUAUUUAUGAUGCAAUCUUUAGUUCUAAGUACCAAAUUAGAAGAAAGACUGAUUUGGUUUACGGGGUUGCGGAGAAAUGGUGUUGUGAGACCAAUACCUUCCUUUUCCCAUGGGUUGAAGCAUCAAUUACAUUGGAGGAUGUCAUGGUUUUGGGAGGCUUUUCAGUUUCAGGGGACUCUGUUUUCAGUUCACUUGAGAGCAUUGAACUGAAACAAGUGGAAGAUAGAUUGGUGAAGGCAAGGAAAGAAGUUAAGAGAGCAAGGGCAAGCCAAUGGCUGCAGAAGUUUGUGAACAGUGGGAGUGAAUUGGAGCAUGAAGCAUUUCUUGCCUUUUGGUUGUCAAGGUAUGUCUUUCAUGAUCUUGAUAGGUCUAUACAAAAGCGUGCUUUUCCCAUUGCGAUUCAUUUAGCUAGGGGGACUCGGAUUGCGCUGGCACAGUCUGUUCUUGCUGAUAUUUAUAAUGAUUUGAGUUUGUUGAAAAAGGCAAUUGUAGCUUCAAAUAAGUUAAAGACUAGUGAUUGUGUCUUGAAGGUCAAACUCAAGUCACCAUUUCAUUUAGUCCAGGUUUGGGCAUGGGAAAGAUUUUUGAAGCUUACGCCAAUACCCAAUGUUAUCAAAUAUGCUGAGCUGAGAUUGGCUCGAUGGGAUAAAGUACAUGGUCUGAGUAUUGAAAAUCUAAGAAGUGUUUUAGACUCAGCUGGAGAAGCUUUUAUGUGGCGCCCUUAUGCAAUGUCCAUUGAGAACUGGAAUUUUCCUAAAUACUACUCGGAAAAGGAAAUGUGGAUCGGUCCUGGUUUGGAUGAUGAGUUUCUGCCAUUUUCCAUAUGCUUGAGGGUGACAGAGUUAGUUGGAUUCGAUAAUAGAAAACAAAACCUUCCACAUAGAGUAGCUAUGCAAUUCGGAUAUGAUCAAGAUGUUCCAUGUAAGAUUGCUGAAUCCAAAGUAUCCAGGAAGUGUUGCAAUGAAAAAACUGAGAUUGUAGGAUUCUACAUUCCAUCCAGACUUUCUAAGCUGAAUGUUACUGCAAGAUACUUGAAGUGGUGGAAUGAAUCAGUGUCAGGUCUCAAAGACACAAGUGAGGGUGCUUUGCCACAAAAGAAGAAACCAAAGAUGGAAGGAUCACUUGUAAGGGCUAAACAAUCCCCAGUACCUCCUGGGGGGUGCUAUGUUAUCAUGGUAUCAGAGCUUCGGCUCUUGAUCCUGAUCCUAUCCUAG
This is a messenger RNA of Fragaria vesca subsp. vesca, 1503 nucleotides long. RefSeq lists its product as uncharacterized. NCBI's taxonomy places the organism in Eukaryota, Viridiplantae, Streptophyta, Magnoliopsida, Rosales, Rosaceae. The record is from RefSeq and is a predicted model, not a curated record. Gene Ontology annotation, biological process: meristem development; meristem maintenance. The transcript has a single exon. The coding region runs from base 1 to 1503 and encodes 500 amino acids.